AUGAAUACGAAUUCUAUUAUGAAGUUUGUGAAGCUCAACUCUGGCUAUAUGAUGCCCAUGCUUGGUUUAGGAACCUUUUUGGCUCCGAAGGAUGAUUGUGAGAACGCUGUUUACAAUGCUAUCAAGAUCGGAUAUCGCCUCAUUGAUACCGCCUCUGGUUAUGGUAAUCACAAAUUUGUUGGUGCCGCAAUAAAGCGUGCUAUUGAGGAAGGAAUCGUAAAGCGAGAAGACCUCUUCAUCACCACCAAGCUGUGGGUGACUGACUGGAGACCCAAAGACGCUAGACGAGCCAUUCAGACAUGUCUGCAAGAGUUGCAACUGGAUUAUAUCGACUUGUACCUUAUCCAUAACGCUGUUUUCCUCAAUCUGGCGCCUGAAGACGAGGAACGUCGUCAAAAGGGCGAAUUCUUUGACUAUAACACGAUUGUCGCGGAUGAUCCGAAGCUGCGAAUUGGCUACAGUAUAGAAAAUCUAAAGACCACCUGGAAGACGAUGGAAGAGUUUGUGCGAGAAGGGUUGUGCAAGUCUAUCGGCGUCUCUAACUUCUCGGGGAAGAAGAUCCGGGAUCUGCUAUCGUUCUGUGAGAUCAAGCCUGUAGUGAACCAGGUGGAGCUGAAUCCUUUUCUACAACAGUGGGAGCUAAAGCAGACGUGUGAAGAGAAUGACAUCUACUUGGAAGCUUACUUCCCUCUUGGGGGAGAGGCGAACGCGAACGCGAAGGAUUCCACCUCCCUGUUGAGACAUCCAGUGAUCACAAAGAUCGCAGAAGCGCACAACAAAACAACUGCCCAAGUCCUCAUCCGUUGGGCUGUCCAGCGGGGAACUAUUUGUAUUCCCAAAUCCAUCCGAGAAUCGCGUAUUGCUGAGAAUUUCAAUAUCUUCGACUUUGAGCUGACGAGUCAAGAGUUGGAGAGCAUUCGUGCUUUAGAUCGCGGUGAACGUGUGUGUAAAAGACCCUAUAUGGUAUCUGCUCCCAUGACAUGGCAAGAUAUUUGGGAUGGUGAAUAUGUUAAUUUCAGUGUUUGA
Molecule: messenger RNA, 1026 nt
Organism: Blastocystis hominis
Lineage: Eukaryota; Bigyra; Opalinata; Blastocystidae
Exons: 3
Coding region: 1-1026 (341 amino acids)
Cellular component (GO): cytosol
Molecular function (GO): aldose reductase (NADPH) activity
Source: RefSeq, a predicted model, not a curated record